AUGGUGCUGUUUGACGAAGUGAGGAAGCUGAUGGACGAGAUGAUGAAGGUGACGAUUUUCCAGCCGUCUGAGAAACGACGAAUGCUGAAAGAUGAAAAAAAAACUUUCCUGGAUCCAAAUAUAGUAAUGGAUGCGAGACAUAAAAUAUUUCGCGAAGAUUUGGCAAGUUCUUCAGCAAAGUCUUCUGUAUUAACGCAGGCUAAAAGAUUAUUAACGCAGGAAAAAAUGAAGGAACUGCAGGUGAAAAGAGAACAAGCUUUCAUACAGAGAGAAUUACGCAAAUUUGAGCAAGAUUUGCAAAAGUCCCGUCCUAAAUUUUGUGGAUUGUGCAGUAGAAAGAAUAUAGCUAGUUCGGAUGAUGAAAACUUUUGGAGGACAUCCAGCAGAAUAAAAAGAUUUAAAUUUUUGGGUAUCCUUUUUUGAACAUGGCUUGAAAAUAAAAGAAGGAACAAAACGAUUGAGCAAAAGCCAACAGUCGUUCAGAAGAAAAACAAACUAAUCGCGGAAGUCUCUUUUGCCGAAUUGAAGGAUAGUAAGCGAUGUUCGACAAACGAGAUCAAAAUAGCGUCUUUUGGUAACAUUAAGGUGACCAUUAAAGAUAAACCAAGAUACGAAUCGGAAGAGCAACGAUUAAAUAUUUUAAGAUCAUACUUCGAAGCACUUCGAGAAAAUGCGCGGGAUAAACGCCAUCUUUGCGAAAUCGUGACUCGUAUUCAGAAUAUCUUGUUGCAGAGAAAACUGAAAUCGUACAUUCAUCUAUGGAAGAUGCAUGUGAAGAAAGUGAAAACUCAGCGAGAACAAGCAGCGAAAAAUCCUGACGUGCCGAAGAUCGAGAUGUUCAUCGACACUAUCAAAGAGACACAAAAGGAGUUAAAGUCAAGCCAAAGAACGAAGUCAAAGGAUUCUCCCUCAAACUCUAAAGACUCUGAAUCUCAGAAGAAGAAGCCUCCUUCCAAGCCGUUCAUUAUCGAGUCGCCGGCACAGUGUCGAUUAAACGCUCAGAAAGAGAUCAUUUGCAAGCAGAGGAUGAAAUUGGCAGAACAAAGCAAGAUCAUCGAGGAACUGAAGCUGAAGCAAGUACAGGAGGAAAUAAUGAGAUCCGGCGAGGAUAUGGUGAACGCAGCUAGGGAGACUCUGACUCAUUGCGGUCAGCAAACUAGAAGGUCUUUGAUCCAACUGAUGAGACAAGCAGGCUAUAGGGACAAAUCCCUGAUAGCGCCAGUUCGGGUACCGAGUCCUCCUAAAUUUUUAGCAAGGAUGGAAGCUCGGGCGGAAGCGAGGAGAGACAGAAUAAAGCUGCGCGAAGAAGCACGUCGGAAGAAACUAGAGGAUGAGAAGAGGAAAGAAGAGGCUGCCAGGAGAGUGGAGGAACAAGAGAGGAAAAGAUUGCAACAAGAGGCAUUGCGCGAAGCGAGAAGAAUGCGUGAGGAACGGGAACGACAACGAGCGCACGAAGUAGAAAGAUAUAAUAAAUUAAAUCUCAUGGCGGAAGCAUUUUAUCGCAAAUACUUGUUGCGACGUUAUAUAACCGCGCUCAUCGAAAAGAAGAAUAAUGAUAUGAAGAAAGCCGAUGACUAUUACAAUCGGUGCUUGCUGCAAAAAGUGUUCAUGAUGUGGAGUAUGGAAACGGAACGUCAGAAUAAAGUUAAAUUCGAACUAGCUACAUCGUUGUAUAACAGAAAUUUAUUGCGGUAUGGAUUGCAAAAGUGGAAAGAAGUUAUGAUGGAGGAGAGAAGAAAAGACCAAGUGGCGACAGACUUUUGCGACAUGAGAUUACAAAAUAAAUACUUCAAAAUGUGGAAAAUAAAAACUAUGGAAUAUAAAUUAGAAGAAUUGAAGCGUGAACGUUUAGCCUUACAACACUACGAAGAAAAGUUAAAAAUUAAGUAUUUCAAUAUGUGGAAAAGAUAUCCAGAAAUGAUACCGGUUAUCUUGGAGAGAAAGCGGAUAAGAAACAUGUGGCGGGAAAUAGUCCAAGAAAUAAUCCCAGACUUUGACCCCAGGCAAAGAGGUGUAAUAUUAGAAGACUAGUGUAACUAAUUUAGAAAUAACUUAGUUUUAAUACUGUAUGACAAUCGUUGGCCUCGAAUCUGAAUGAGGAAGUGUUAGUCCUAAAUACACGCAAAAAUAACAUUCUUUUGUGUAAAAUAAAACGCAAAUCAUUACU
This is a messenger RNA of Cyphomyrmex costatus, 2167 nucleotides long. RefSeq names its product coiled-coil domain-containing protein 191. The record is from RefSeq and is a predicted model, not a curated record. Lineage: Eukaryota; Metazoa; Arthropoda; Insecta; Hymenoptera; Formicidae. The transcript is spliced from 5 exons.